Molecule: messenger RNA, 793 nt
Organism: Photinus pyralis (common eastern firefly)
Lineage: Eukaryota; Metazoa; Arthropoda; Insecta; Coleoptera; Lampyridae
Exons: 3
Coding region: 14-721 (235 amino acids)
Source: RefSeq, a predicted model, not a curated record
UUUAGCUUCCAAAAUGAAAACUUUAACGUGUUGCGUACUUUUAGCUUUGUGCGGUCUGGCAACUUCUGCAUUUAACUUUGAUCAAGAACUGUUGGCUCUUCUGGGUGGUUUAGAAACAGUCGAUAACUCAGCUUCAAUUAACGAUUACAUCGAUUCCGUAUUGGUGGGCCUGAAUCAGUUUCUCGACGAUCUCCACUUCAGUAAUGUUGACUUACCAGUUAUCGAUAAGUCGUUCCAAUAUUCAUUCUUUUCGGGCAAAAUAAAUUUAGAGAAUGGCACGCUGAAUAAUUUGAACACAAUUGAACGAGCAAACGAUAGCGUAGUAAAAUACGCGCCUCCCUAUCUCCGAGUUUAUUUGCCACUGAAAACCACCAAGGUGAACCUUCAUUACGAGUACCAGGGAAACCUUAUGGGCAUGACACCCGAAGGUGUAGUUAAUGGUAAUAUAUCACACUUGGAGUUAGCAAUGGAAGCCGGUAUAAAUUUAAAAAAUCUACGUGUCAAUCUGUUUAAGUUUCAUAUUGAGAAGAUAGCGGGUAUAUCGCUUGUUUUUGAAGGACCUGGAUUCAUAACGUCCAUUCUGAAUGGGGUUGCGGGUAUGCUAACGCCAACAAUAGAAGAGCUCAUACCGGAAAAGGGUGAUGAGAUCGUGAAAGGUAUAUUGGAGAGUAAAAUAUCCGAACUCAACAAAGUAAUUUGCGAAAAACUGAACGAUUGUUAAAAGCCGCGUUUUCAAACUGCAGCUCAUAAACACUUUAAACUUGUCCUCUGCAAAUAAAACAUUGUUUAUAGG